AUGUGGGAAUAUUUAAUAUUAUUAUGGGACAGAUUUAUUGAGAAGGGGAAUACAGGGGUCAAGGAGCAGGAUAUUGUGCAAUAUAAGGAAUAUUUCUGGGAGAACGUGAAGACAGUAUGGCAGAAAUUUAAGGACUAUAUGAAGCAAAAGGAGAACGCAGGUGACAUGAAGGUCAUGUGUGAUGCAUUAAUAGAUCCGGACGCUAGUGGAGGGGGAAGUCAGACGGACAGAGAUAUGUGUGAGUUAACACUGAUAGCAUUACACUUUAAACAUGAAAUUCAUGAAGCCGUGGCGAAUAAGACCUCAGGGCAUAUAGACAAUGAGAUCAAUGCGCAGAAGACAAUAAUGUUAUAUAUGAGGUGCAUUUUAGUAAAUAUUUUUAUGAAGAAAAUUAUAGGCAGAAAUUGUUUACAGCGCACUGGUGGACAGCAGGCAUUUGGUGCAGCGGACGGGAUAUUCAAAAAUAUGGCAGGAAAGGAGGUAGGUAAUAUUGAGUGUGAGCGGAAGGAUGCAGGGGAAGGAGGUAUAAAGGGGGUACGAGAGGAACAUAGAACUUUCUGGCAAAUAAUGGACAGGUGGUUUGAUAGGACUAAAAUGCUGUUAAGGGAUGGGGACUGGGGAGUAUUAGGGGAAAGUUGCAUGGUAGAAAAAAAAAAAACAAAUGGAGGAAGGGACGAACAGUUGGGUGACUUGAAAGAGAACGUAAAAAAACAAAUGGAAGAGGUUGGGGACGAUAUUGCGCAGAAAAUAGAGAGAAUAUUACCGAAGGUCAAAACAUGUACAUCUAAAGAAUGUGUGAAGAGUGCAAUAGAACAAGAGAAGCAGAAGGAUUCUCUUUCCACAGCUCCCAAAGGUAAAGGAGACGGACAGUCGGGACCACCGCCCGGCAAACCCGCCCCGGCCAAACCAGCAGCAGCCAAACCACCCGGCAGCGACGGACACGCAGUAUCGGCGCAACCAGUAGCGGCGCAAACACCGGUAGCACCACCAUCAAGGGGGACGUCAUCAUCGGGGGCGAUGGCAUCAUCUGGUGGUGGUGGUAAGGGUGGUGGUGGUGGUAAGGCUGCCGGUGGAGUAAGCAAGGGCACGGGCAAGACCGUGAAGGCUGGAAAAGGACAGGAAUGUGAUGGCGACUUGGCACGGAGGGACCAGCCUAGCACAGUGUACGUGGUGCCCCCACGUGAUGAUAAUGAAUGGAACAAGUGGAAGCAAGUGUUGCAGGAAUUUACGGAACAUAUGGAGGAAAAAAACGACCUCAAUGAUGCAUAUGGUGAAAAUUGUCACAAUUCUGGUUGGGAUGAUAUAAAAGACGACGGCACAUUGUUCAUGGGCCAAACAGUAGCGGACGUACUCAGGUGCAAAGUUAUGAGUGUUGCAUGGGGUUUCGCAAAUGGGUGGGGCCAGAAGACGGACACGUGGGCAGGAAAGAGUGAAGCACAGAGGACAGAUAUAGACAUGUUAAGGUGCGAAGUAGCAAAUAUAUUUGGACAUAUACUACAGGCAAUGUAUUGUCCGCGACAGACAACGUGGAAAAGAGGUAUAGAGUAUUCCCGGAUAGCAUUCAGGAAAAUGCAAAGCACAGGAAAAAAUGGAGCUGGAGUGGUAGCGGGUCCUGUUAUCGACGGCAGGUGUACAGCAUGUGGGUACGGCGAGAAUCGAAGGUGGGCACACGCCAUAAAUUUGAAAGUAGUAGAGUGGCUCAUGCAGGACGCAGGAAUAUUGGGAGAAAUAAAGGCAAUGGAGAAGCAAUGGCCGUGUAACACACAAUGGAAAGAUUACAUUAAGCAGCUGGACCCAGGGUCGAGCUAUAUUGAGGAGGGGAACACACCAGGGGGCAAUCUCAAAGACCGUUUGAGCGACGUAGGGAAGGAGAAGAUACAGGAAGCACAGAAACAGAUGAAAGGAACAGUAACAAAGAUAAUUAAGAAAGUGCAGGACGCAACGGAGGAAAUAACGAAGGCAGCAAAGGAGGGGUAUGAGGAAGAGCACAAGAAAGCACAAAAGGAAAUUGCGGACGCGACGGAGAAGACAAGCAAGGACAAGGACAGUCCUGCGCGACCCCCUGCACUUGAGGGAACAGAGGCAGGAACAUCAGGGCCACCACAGGCAGCGGAAACUAAGAGCCCCAAAGCAGCAGGAUCCAAUGAUAAAGACCCAGGCGGCACACAACCACAAGCACCGGCAUCCCCAGUAUUACCAGCAAGACCACCACCACCUCCUCCACCCAAGGGGAAAGCUUCUGAGGGCACCCAGGGGGGGAACGAUGCAGACAAAGCAGGUAAGUGCACAGAGAGUUCCACCAGUACGAUUACGCACGGAUCCAGCGUUAGCGUAAGCCUCGGGUGCACUCCAGAUUCCGCGUUGGGAGUUCCCCCUAGUACACUCCUGAGUCCCACGGAUCCAGCGCCAGGCGAUGCCGUCGUCGUUGACGGCGGUAACGAUGACCCCCCUCCUCUCAAUCCACCCAAACCAAAACCGAACCCGAACCCAAAUCAAUCGGGUAGUAGUGGCAGUUUCAGUGAUGCUGAUUUGGCGAAUGGAGUUUCUGGUGGGAACGGACAGGCAGGUGCUGCCGGGGGCGCACCAGGACGUGCUGGCGCAGGCGGCAGUAGUGGUGGUGGUGGACGCGGUGGAGAACGUGGUAGCGGCACUGAAGUUGGCACCCCUUCCGUGCCGCCCGGCCUCACAUGGGAAGAUGUCAAGCCGUACACCCCCGCCAUGAUCCCCGCGGUGGUUGGUAUUGGCGUCGUUGCCUUUUUCCUAUGGAAGUACUUUGCGUACGUCGCCAAACGCCGACGAACAUAUCGAACCGUUCGUGACAUCCCGUCACCGCCACUCGACGAAGAAAUACUCGACCAUCUACAACGCGGCGCACUACGGCCACCCGAUUACGGGUACACGAUGGUUAGGGAUACGCGGCCUGCAUCUGCUGCGGAGCGACGACGACGACGCCAUCCACGGGUGCAUAAGCGCACAAUCAUCGAGCUACAUCUAGAACUGCUCAACGAAUGUGAAGCGGCCGCAUGGGAAAACGUCAAAGACGACUAUUUGCAAAUACUCGUUGAAGAGUUUAUGGCGGGCAACAACGGACAUAGUAGUUGCCCCGAUGCUCCUAGCACAAACCAGGAUUUAUCAGGGAACAAUGUGUCCUCCACCGUGGAUCCAUCCACCGAGUCCGACGGAACAGAUCCAUGUCCACCACAUGCACAUGACCCAUGGAGUUGCAUGGAAACCAUACAGUUAGAAGAGGAACAGAGUCCUGCCCCUACUGUUCCGGGGGCCGCGAAGUCGUACUGCACCCAAUGGAUUACCUGGAUUGACCGCAACAAGCAUCUAUUGCGGGCGUGCACGACGAAGCCGUGGUUUUUGCAGCUAACGUUGGCAUGGAAACGAUACCUGCGUGAUCACAUGGCGGCAAACGAAGCAUCCGGUGAGCACAGGACAGCGGCAACCGUGCCGAUGCAGAAACUGCGGUUGUGGAAACAAUGGGUGUCCCAACAACAUCGGCACAUGCGUAUGUAUAGUGAGCAGGAGUGGUUUCAACAUUUGUUGAAUACUGUACAGGAGGCGACAGUGUCGGAAAAAGGCGAAGUACCUCGAGUAGAAACACACUUAGAAGUGGAACAAGUAACGGCAGCAGCAAAUAUGCUACGCGUGAGAGAUAUACCACGGACGCAACCACUCCAUGAGCAAUACUACAAGCAGAAACACUUAAUUGCCAAAUUGUGGCUACUCCUCCUUUCGUCCGUUAUAGAAGACUGCGCGCUCGAACGCAAUUUGCAGGAUAGGGAGUUAUAUGUGGAUGCUUUAUUACGGAAUAUGCUACAUUAG
This is a messenger RNA of Plasmodium fragile, 3831 nucleotides long. RefSeq lists its product as uncharacterized. The transcript is spliced from 6 exons. The record is from RefSeq and is a predicted model, not a curated record. The coding region runs from base 1 to 3831 and encodes 1276 amino acids. NCBI's taxonomy places the organism in Eukaryota, Apicomplexa, Aconoidasida, Haemosporida, Plasmodiidae.